CCCCAACUCUCUCGAUCAUUCUUUGAUGUCGCAUCAAAUGGUUACUUCCUCAACGAUGACACCGGCACCCGCAUCAUUUACAGGAAGCGAAUUGUUGUCUUUUCUUUACCUUAUGACCGAGUAAUUCCAGAAGCUGCUCAGGUGCUGUAACUGGGGCAGAAGGUAGGCAUGGGGAAUAAAAGGAGGAGGAAGGAUGCCAGCUGAGCCCCCGAUUCCCUUGCAUCUGCCACAGCUGCCAGCGUCCGACUAAAGGAAAAAGAUGGCUCAGUCUGUGAGGAGACCUGAGCUUUCAGGAUCCAUGGAGCCCAAGAGAGACAAGACCAGGACCAGCUACUUCGGCAACGUCAAGUCCAGGUUGGGAUCCAAGCUGCCCGCCGGCGUCUCUCAGCCUCCGCAGUUUGCGAAGCCUCCUUGGGAGACGCAGCCGCAGGCCCGAGCCGUGCAGGAGGCCGCCGCCGGCUGCCAGCGCCAGCCCGCCGUCGGCCGGCCUCUCAACCACAUCCCCCACAUUAGAAACCCCAAGCUGCGGCAGUACUACUUGCAAGGGACUUCCUGGGAUCUGAAUAGUGCUGUGACAAAGCAGCAUGUGUGUGAGCCAUCACAUGACAGCGCAAGUGGCAAGGGUCUCCCGGGGGACACGGUGUUCAGCGUCUCAUCUAAGUUCAGCGGUACCGCCGCGUCCUCGGGAGGAGACGGGAAAAUGGGUCCCUCCCAAGCGUCCGCACAACUGUCCUCACCUGCCACCCUCGUCCCCAGAGAGCAGCUGGUCGUUCCGAAGGGGAAAAACACCGGUCAAUGGUCGUCUCACCCAGAGCUGGCUAAGGACAAGCCGGAGGCCGAGGCAGAUCUGGAUACACUCGCCGCUCAGCCGCCGUGUCCCUCACCAGAGGCAGAAUAUGACAAACUACUGGAUGUGGAGGCGGUGCCGAUGCCCGACGGGCAGCUGUGCUUACUGGCUUUGCCCCCGGAGUGCUGUCAGGGCGAGGGACCGGAGGCCAUGCCGUACCUCAAACUGUUCUGCCGCUAUAUCACCGACCGCAAGGGUGUGGUUUCAGGUAUCCUAUUGGUGACUUGCAAUAAAAUCUUCUUUGACCCGUGUAAGACGCAUCCCCUGGUAACGGAACACGGCUGGGAGGAAUACCUUCUGUCUUGCUCUGUUGACAACCUGGCAUCUGUCUCCUUCUUCUCGGACAUCUCGCACGUUCACUUCAACACCUCCCAGCAGAGGAGAAAAGGAAAGAAACUUUUCCAGAAAUUGAAAACCGCCACAGGCCGAGCAGGCAGCCUCCCAAACCACAAGGGGGAGUCGGCCCCAGCUCUGGUGCCUGUUUCUCCAGCAGACUUAUCCAGUCUGGCUCUGAGCCUGACCAAGGCGGCUUCUGAAGACGAGGAGGCGGCGGAGAGCAGAGACAUGGCGGAGGUUGAGCGGGAGCUGGACGGCGGCCCUCUGGAGGUGCUGUCGGAUGCGUCCGUAGGCGGCCUGGGGGCGGCCGUCCUGAGCAGUGCUGCCACCUUUUGCUGCGUAGGUCAGGAGGCGGCGAGUCAGGUGAACACGGAGCUGCUGCACACCGAUGGAGCGGAGAGGUCCUCUGCGAAGAGUCAGACUGCAGCUCCUCAGAGGUUGUCAGCGGGCACUCUUGGGGGUUUGAUGUUUGUGCGGCUGCGGGCUCAGCCGUCUGCAGGAAAGAAAAAGGGAGUUGGAGGUCUUCAGCUGGGGUCAGCCAAAACCUCGCCCAGAAGGGAUGCCUGGCUCGCCCUGUCACAAGAAAGCGCCGACGAGCUGUAUGCCUACUUAAAACACUGUCGGCCUGACUUGUGUAUACUUGAGGAAGGGGUGGAUGAGGGGGAGGCAGACGGCGAGGAAGAGGAGUUUGUACUCAUUGAGGACAAAGGGGAGGAGGAGGAGGAGGAGGAAGAUGAAGAGGAGGUGUACCAGAGGCUGCACAGCUCAGGGGAUGACUGGGAGAUGGUGCUGAUGGAAGAGAGCAGGGAUAAGCCGACCCUGGUCAUUGACAGGGACCCCGAAGGGCUCGGUAAUAUUGUAGAGAGCAGCCAGAUUUUGGAGGCCUCACAUGUCAGAGAGCUCUGUAAGGAGCUUCCACCCAGGACGGUCGGCCACACGUGGCAGCUGGCUUACAGUACGUCUCGCCACGGCGCCAGCCUCAAAUCCCUUUACAGGAAACUCGGUGUUACAGAGUCUCCUGUGCUUAUUAUCAUAAAAGAUGCUCUCGACGAGAUAUUCGGGGCCUUCCUCUCUCAUCCACUGAGGCCCAGCGAGACGUUCUACGGCACGGGGGAAACGUUCGUCUUCAUGUUGCACCCUCGCUUCAAGUGUUUCAGAUGGACUGGAGAGAACUCCUUUUUCAUUAAAGGAGACUUGGACUCCUUUGCUGUUGGUGGGGGGAGCGGUCACUUCGGCCUGUGGGUGGACGAGAACCUGUACCUGGGCCGCAGCAGCCCCUGCUACACUUUCAACAACUGCUGCCUCUCAUCUACCGACGAUUUCCGAAUCAUGGAGCUGGAGGUGUGGACGUUCAGCUGAGGAGACCGGAAGACCCUUCACCUCGACUCCCCCUGUCGCUGCGGAUUGACUUUAAUCAAAGACAGCAUUUUACUGUGUCACUGAGGAAAAAAAAAGAAAAAAACAAAAA
Molecule: messenger RNA, 2651 nt
Organism: Mugil cephalus (flathead mullet)
Lineage: Eukaryota; Metazoa; Chordata; Actinopteri; Mugiliformes; Mugilidae
Product: nuclear receptor coactivator 7
Exons: 16
Coding region: 260-2542 (760 amino acids)
Biological process (GO): response to oxidative stress; regulation of transcription by RNA polymerase II
Cellular component (GO): nucleus
Source: RefSeq, a predicted model, not a curated record